AUGGAACGAUCUCGACCGAAGCUCCCGAGCCUUCGACAGAUGAUCUGGAAGACAGGACGUGGGGGAUGGCACUGCGUGCCCGGUGUGACCAUGAAACCGGCUAUUGUGAUUCACCCUGGGGCAGAAUGGCUAGAACUGUCUUGGUGGAGCCGGGUCAAGCAUGAUGAUGAUGAAGCUUCCCAUGACGAUGCGGCCGGGUAUACUGAUGGCUUCCCGGGGGGUGGUGGCCACCAACAAGAGGUUUCUGGCAAGGACAAAUCGAAAGGCGCCCACCGGGGGAAUGAAUCUGCGUCACUUUGCUGGUUCUGGUGGAUGCCCCACGGCAGCCCCUCCUACGGACCCCAACACGCCGGUUGA
Molecule: messenger RNA, 357 nt
Organism: Aspergillus niger
Lineage: Eukaryota; Fungi; Ascomycota; Eurotiomycetes; Eurotiales; Aspergillaceae
Exons: 4
Coding region: 1-357 (118 amino acids)
Source: RefSeq, a predicted model, not a curated record